Messenger RNA from Oncorhynchus tshawytscha (Chinook salmon), 1377 nucleotides. RefSeq names its product fATP synthase c subunit lysine N-methyltransferase (gene atpsckmt). The transcript has 4 exons. Bases 491 to 1189 code for a protein of 232 amino acids. Gene Ontology annotation, cellular component: mitochondrion. Gene Ontology annotation, molecular function: protein-lysine N-methyltransferase activity. NCBI's taxonomy places the organism in Eukaryota, Metazoa, Chordata, Actinopteri, Salmoniformes, Salmonidae. The record is from RefSeq and is a predicted model, not a curated record. Gene Ontology annotation, biological process: regulation of mitochondrial ATP synthesis coupled proton transport; peptidyl-lysine trimethylation; positive regulation of proton-transporting ATP synthase activity, rotational mechanism.
UUCCGUCUGUAUUGUCUAGACUACCCCAUCUCCAAAUACUGUACCUCUGUUUUGUUAUUACAUUUACAAAUGUAUUAUCAUUUUACAUCAACAUCAUAUUAUUAAAUGCUUGGUUUUGUGACACAUAGAGUGGUAGUAAUAGAGGAUGGUAUGUUGAUCACAGGAAAAAGCAUGAUGAACGAGUGGAACUAGGAACUACCGAAACUGUAUUUUACAUCAAGUCGGACAAAAAGCUGCAGCACACCUUGGUCCAGAGCGAGGUUUCGAUUCUAAUAAAGUUUUUUCACCUUUUCUGACAUUCAAAUGUCAUGUCAGUUUGCUAUUUAGUUACGUCCCACAUGUUUAAGUGUACUUCUGUUGGCUAGUCUCGUAAUUUCUAUAUGUUCUUGAAUGACGUAACUAUCAAUAAAUGUCCUUGGAUGAGUAGCUAGCUAACAGUGGGGGGAGACGUUUCCAGCAGCUCGCGCUCAUUCAUUGAUUCAAAGUAAUCAUGGCAGAACAAAGCCUACUGGAAACUGAGGCGAUACAAUGUAACGUUAAUGCUAAAGACACCGGCUUCAAAAAACGUUUAGGACUGAUCGCAACUGGAAUUGUCGGGGGGUCAUUGGUUGCCCUUUACGCUGUUGCAGGUCCAUUUGUUGCACCUGCUUUGAGAAAGGUGUGCCUACCUUAUGUUCCCGCAACUACAGCACAGGUGGAAAAUGUCCUGAAAGUGCUGCAGGCGAGAUCUGGAUCCCUCGUGGACAUCGGAAGUGGAGAUGGAAGAAUAGUGAUAGCAGCUGCAAAGAAAGGAUUUCGAGCUGUUGGAUUUGAGUUGAAUCCAUGGUUGGUGUGGUACUCCCGUUACAGAGCUUGGAGAGCGGGUGUUCAUCAUUCUACUUCCUUCCACAUAUCAGAUUUAUGGAAGGUCAGCUUUAAUCAGUACUCGAAUGUUGUCAUAUUUGGAGUACCUCAGAUGAUGGAUAAAUUGGAGGGCAAACUGCAGACAGAACUACAGAGCACAGCUAAAGUGGUGGCCUGCCGUUUCCCUUUUCCCACCUGGGCACCUGAUGGCACCGCUGGAGAAGGAAUAGACACUGUGUGGGUAUACCAUGCAGAGUCGUUCAAAACAGAAAGAGGAACACAUCAGGGACAUUUUGUAACUCCACAUCAGCCCCUGGGCAAUGAUGACACUACCACGUCAUACUAAUUGUGUUCAUCCCUGAAUGCCUCAGGGAUUUGUUGCUUUGAAAAUCAUUCCCAGGAUGUUAUCAAAUGUGUGAGAGUCAGUAAUAAAAAAAUUGUGAUAAUUUAAGCAAAUUCCCCGUCUUGCAUUCCUUACUACCUAACACAAUUAAUUUAAUUUUACUGAAUAUGGAAUUAAAGUUUUAAAACGUA